Molecule: messenger RNA, 3588 nt
Organism: Trichoderma reesei QM6a
Lineage: Eukaryota; Fungi; Ascomycota; Sordariomycetes; Hypocreales; Hypocreaceae
Exons: 3
Coding region: 1-3588 (1195 amino acids)
Biological process (GO): intracellular transport
Source: RefSeq, a predicted model, not a curated record
AUGGUUACCUUCGCCCUGCCCGGCGACUAUGACGCCGCGGACGCUGGAAACAGCACGCCCAAGUCACGUCCUCCUCUUCCCUUCGCGAAGCGCACAUACGUCGCGACGCCCUUCGCCAAGCGCCUGGGAACUCCCACGACGGCCACAUCCCGCAAGCUGCUGAUCAACCGCGAUGCAAACGUCCACCGCGAUGUCGCCUCGUCACGCACCAACCUCUUCGGCGCAACCGCUGUCGACAGCCCUCCCACGGCGAGCACCUUCUCUCCCACCCUGCCCAAGAGCACGAUGAAGAAGGUCUUCGCCCCCGGCGUGACUCCGGAGCCGAGUCGUGUCUAUCGCGAGACGACUGCUCGCCCGACGCCGCGCGGCCUGGCCGCCAACGCCUCCGACAAGGAGCUGUUCAACAUGCGCAUCGCAUCGCCGCCCCCAGAGUUGACGGGCGAGGUCCUAGCGAGCAAGGUCCCGAAGGACUGGAAUUCUAAGGGAUCCAUCUACGCCGACCAGUUCCUGGCCCACCUCUGCCCCCCCAACCUUGACGACGAGCAGCGUCGCCAGUUUUUCUGCAUUCUCGAUCUGCGCCGACUGAAAUACGCCGCCAACGAAAUCUUCUGCAAGAAGAGCUGGAAACUCAACAUUAUGAACUUUGCCAAGGAGUUUGAAAAGAGCAGAGGCAUCAUCCUUCUUCGAUAUGGACUCUACGAGUUCCAGAGCGUCAAGCCGUCCAAGGAAGUUCUCAAGCGAUGGCGACGAGAGCAUGGCUUGCCCGAUCCCGACGAGGAGGAGGAGGAGGCUGCCGAAGAGAUGAACGGCACCCCCACCAAGCGAGCCCCCUCCAUGAAGCGAAAGGCCGAUGACGAUCUGUCCAAGGAGACUGCUGAUGCUACUGAGAAUGUGGCCACGGCAGGCAAGCGAAGGGCUACCGUCAGUGACGAAGUAGACGAGCCCACCGCCGCUACUCCGGCUCCCAGCAAGAACAAGAGAAAGACUUCCACCACCGAGGAGUCGCCAUCCAAGCUGCAGAAAGCGACGCCUUCCAACGCCAAGUCUCUCUUCGAAAAGAUUGCCAGCAAGCCAGCCAUUUCUCCAGCCCCCUUCAAGGCGGCCGAGAAGAACGGCGCCAAUGGCAAACUUUCCCGCUCCGUCUUCAACAACAGCCUGAAGCCUCCGGCGAACGGCGUCAGCAAUGGCAACAACAUCUUUGGUUACCUGUCGGAUGCUAGUUCUGCCAAGAACAGCGGAAUCGAGGCCGACGCCGAAAGCGAGUCUGAAUCCGACAAUGAAGAAAUCGAUGAAAACGAGGAGACGGAGGAGGGCCAAGAAGCCACUCAGAGUGACACACCCAGCGGUCCCGGUGAGGCUUCGCCUCAAGUUGGAUCCAAUCUGUUCAGCUCUAAGCCAUCGACCCUCUUCGGCACCGGUGCCUCUACCACUGCGGGCACCAGAGAAAGCACCCCGGGGCGCAGCCUGUUCGAGCGCAUCACCAAGGGCUCUGAUGGUCAGCCCAUCCGUGCCGACGACUCUGCGGAGGAGGUUGUCCCCAAAGCCUCAACCCUCAAUCAGACCUGGAAUCCCGCCAGCACUCCUCUCAAGUUCGCCCCUGCGGCGCCUACUUCUCAGACUGGGUCGCUCUUUGGCAAGCCGACUUCGACUUCUGCUGGCUCCAUCUUCGCACCCAAGAGCACCGCACCAUCCAACAUUUUCGGCCUUUCCAAGCAAGACCAGAGCUCCAAGGCAAACACGCCUGUUUCGGAGACGGACAUGACUGGCGGAGAGUCUGAUAAGGAAAAUGACUCCCAGCCGGCCAAGAAGAUGUUCUCCGAACCCAAGGUGUCGGCCGUCCCGCCCUCGGCGGCCUCGCUCUUUGGCUUCAAGCCCGCUGCAGCCGAGCCGCCCAAGCCCAGCGAGCCCGCCAAACCCAGCGAACCCGCCAAACCCAGCGAACCCGCCAAACCCACCCUCUUUGGCAUCAAGCCAGCUCCUCCUGCUGCCCCCCCUGCCCCGUCUCGUUCCCCUAAGCUCAACCUCUUUGGCGGUGCCUCUGCACCGCCCGCAGCUCCUGCGCCAGCUGCUCCGACGAACCUUUUUGGCACCCCAGCCCCUGCCCCUGCCCCCACGUCUACCAAUCUUUUUGGACUUGCUUCUGCUUCCGAGCCUGCAAAGGCGACGCCGACCCUCGGGUCUGGCACAAACUUGUUUGGUACUGCUCCGGCUCCUACCACUUCUCUGUUUGGUGCUCCAGCCUCCGUGGCGGCGAAGAAGGAUCCCUCUCCCCCUGCUAGCACCCAGCCCGCGCCUUCGUCCCUGUUCUCCUUUGGUUCGGCGGCCGGUUCCAAGCCGACCGAGACCUCUCAGGCGGCUGCCAAGUCCCUGUUCGGCGCCCCGAAGUCCCCUCCUGCUGCCACAUCUAACCUGUUCUCUGGAAGCCCAAUGAAGCAGGACGACGCAUCGCCGGCCAAGAAGCAGUUUGGCCUCGGCACAGAUACUUCAACUGCGCCUCCCCUGUUCAGCUUCGGCACAGCCGGCACGACGGGCAGCAGCUCGGGCUCCAACCUGUUCGGAAACAACAAGAGCUCGACGCCCACGCCAGCCCCCAUUUUUGGCGCUGCUUCUUCAAAUGCCCAAUCGGGCUCUGGAGACAACACUGGCAGCGCCGGCGGCUUCAACUUCAACUUUGGAUCGGGAGGGGCCUCCGCCUCCUCGGGCGGGUUCAGCAACCCCUUCUCUUCCGGCACUACUGGUGGAAACUCGACCCAGGCAUCGGCACCGACGUUCUCUUUCGGAUCGUCUUCCCAGCCAGCAGGCUCGGGAAGCACUGGAGGACUGUUCCAGUUCGGCAGCGGCAGCAGCAGUCAACCCUCGCAAACCCCGGCACCGCUGUUUGGUGGCGCCUCGGCGUCGACCAGCAGCGCGCCGGCCUUUACUGCCCCGGCUCCUGCGAGCCAGCCGCCGACAUCCAUGUUCACCUUUGGAUCUGGAUCGAGCCAGCCUUCCGCCGCCGGGUUCAACCUCGCACCACCAGCUGGUGGGUCGUCGACCACCGGGACAAACUCUCCAUUCAACUUCGGGGGAGGCUCUAGCUUGGCCACCACCCCAGCCGGAGGGACUCCGGAGCCAUCGGCCCAAGUGAAGUCCAGCACUGGCGCUGCUGCUGAUAACAAUGACGAGGAGGGCGAGAAGCAUGAGCAGAUCAGCCUGACGGAGGGUGCGGAGAAGGACGAAGACAUCCUGCACGAAGUUCGCGCAAAGGUGCUCAAGUUCGUCCCCAUGGGGGAGAUUUCGGAGGGCGAGGAGAAGAAGGCGAAGAAUCCCUGGGUCACCAAGGGCGUUGGCUCUCUGCGCUUGUUGAAGCACAAGGAAACCAACGCCGUCCGCCUGCUCUUGCGAGCGGAGCCCAGGGGCAACGUCGCCAUGAAUCGCAUUGUAUUGCCGGAUCUGUCGUACAAGGCGAGCGAGAAGUAUGUCAAGAUGACCACGUCCAACGAAACGGGCGACGGCCUUGAGACCUGGAUGAUUCAGGUCAAGACAAAGGAACUGGCGAAGGAGUUGGGCGAUGCGUUGGAGAAAAAUAAGGCGUUCAACAAGAAAUAA